AUGAAUCUCGCUUGGAAUUUUUUCUGCAUUUCUAUCUUUUUUGUCAUAUUACACAAAACAAGUACGUCCAUUUGUCGCACAUUAAGUUACAACACGGUUAAGAUUAAUAGUUGGAAUAUCAGAAUUCCAAUUUAUAACGAUUUUAACAGGAAGGAUAAUCUACAAAGGAAACAUUUCGCUAUAUUAAAAACGAAAGAGAAAAAGAGAGUGCACCAUUUAAACAAACUAUGUAGCAUCAUACAAAUAGAAGAAGGAAAAAACAAAAAACGGGAAAAUGGUUCUUGUUCAAAGAAGAAUUACUUAAAUGAAAAUGUAAACAAAGGUUUUAAAAACUGGAAUAUAGAACAUCAGAAAGAAGGAUACCUUACUGAUUCGUCUAAUGAAGAAACACAAAAAAAGUGGCUGCAAUUGGGCACAUGCAUUUCGAAUGGAGAAAGGAAUAAAAUAGUGCAAGAUAAAAAUGUCCACACUAGGACUGAUGAUGAAAAGGGGAUAAUAGAUAAAUCGAAUAAUCAUGAAAAGUUGAGUUUUAAGACAAAUUAUAAAAAUGAGAAAAAACACAAUCUUAAUAGUAUUGAUAUGUUGCAGAAGGAAAAAAAAUAUAACAGACAAAUAUACACACAUGGGUAUAAGGAAGAAAAAAAAAUUCGUAAAAGUAAAAUAUUAGUGAUUGGGUUAAAUGGAAUAAGUAGCGAAAUUUGCAAAAAUUUAAUUCUAUGUGGAGCGAAAGAAAUAGGAAUUUAUGAUAACAACAUUUUAAGUAUAGACGAUGUAGAUAAUCUCUUUUUUUGUGAUCAAAAAUGUAUAAACAAAGAAAAAAAAAGUUUUGCAUGUGUUCAGAAUAUGCGUAAUCUCAAUGACAAUUGUAAAAUUGAAGUUAUCACAAAGCUAGAUCAUAAUGUACAAAAGUACGACGUAGUUGUAUCUGUAAAUCAAAAAGAAGAAUUUAAUGUAAAAUUAAAUAAUCUAUGUAGAGGAGGAAACAGCAAGAAAAAAAAAUUAAUUAAAUUUAUUUGUGUAAAUACUGUUGGACUAUUUGGUCGAAUUUUUGUCGACUUUGGAAAAUUUUAUUUUUCAAACUCGCAUAAUACUAAUGAAUCAUAUUGUAUAAGCAAAAUCGAAUUCGAAGGAGUGGAAGAGGGGGAUGAUCAAAUCGUGAUGCAUUAUUUGGCUAGUUACAACAAUGUCCAAUUGAAUGACAAGGAUAGGGUAUAUUUGUGUGUGCAGAAUGUUCAUCAGAGUGUAAUAAAUAUACCAUGCGAGAUUAAAGACAUAUGUAAGAAGAAGAAGAAAAUUUGCGUAUCCAUUUUGCAGCGAAGAAGUUUAUUAUAUACACUUAUCAAGUAUAUCUUCUCCUUCAAAUUUGUAAAAUAUAUUGAAAAAAUAUGUCUUCUUUAUAAAAUCCAGCUGUUAACGAAUUUGAGAAAAGUGUACGACAAAAAUAGGUAUAGCAAAUAUGUAAAGGAACUUGUUUUGAAAAAUAAACGUAAAGAUUACAACUUGAGCAUCAUAAAAAUGCCUGAACAGGUAAUGUUAAAUUAUGUAAGUUUGGAAGAAUACUUAAAUAAUGUAAAAAAAAAUGUUGAUAAAGGAAAAAAAUUUUCAUUCUUGUCCCAUUUCUUGAGAUCACUUUUUUACCAACGGGCUGAAGGAAACCAUGUUAGUGAUGAAGAAAUAUGCUUUUUAUCUUAUGAAGAAAUGAUGAAAAAUAAAAAAGGGGAAAAAAUAUUCACUCCAGAUGAUAUUACAAAAUUUCAAAAUUUAUGUACAAAAAAAAAAAAAAAUAUGAACAUUCAGGUAGCAAAGCAAUUUUGUUCAGCUGCUCAUAUUGAACUACCUCCAUUUUGUAUCUUUUUUGGAGCUAUAGUAGCACAAGAAAUUUUAAAAGGAGUAACACAUAAAUUUAAACCCAUUUAUCAAACAUUUUUUUUUGAUAAAAGGGACUUAUUUCCUUUUUCCAAUAUUUCGAAUAAAUACCACGGAAGAUACAUGCACCAGCUGAACUUUUUUGGACCAAAAUUUCAAAAUUUUCUGAACAAUAUGAACAUAUUGUUAAUCGGGGCAGGUGCCCUGGGAUGCGAAUUUUUGAAGCUCCUCGCGCUAAUGGGACUUUCUUCCCAUGAAGAAAAGACUAAGGAUGGGAUGCUGUCAGGAAAAUUGUGUCCACACAGAAGAAAAACCAAACGGACAGGCCAGACGUGUGAUGACAAAGGGGGAGAAAAAGGGGAAGCAAAUGGGGGAGAAAAAGAAGGAGAAAAUGGGGAAGCAAAUGGGGAAGAAAAUGGAGAAGAAAAUGGGGAAGGAAAUGGGGAAGAAAAUGGAGAAGAAAAUGGAGAAGAAAAUGGGGAAGGAAAUGGAGAAGAAAAUGGAGAAGAAAAUGGGGAAGAAAACGGAGGAGGGCUCAUCCAAGUUGUGGAUUAUGACUUGAUUGAGGAGUCCAAUUUGUCUAGACAAUUUUUAUUUACGACCAAAGAUGUGGGAAAGUUGAAGUGUGAAGUGGCUGCAGAGAAUAUUAAAAAGUUAAACGGAAAUAUAAACUGUGGUUUUGUGAAAAUGAAAGUGAAUGAACAUAUCUUGGGGAAUCGAAAUAUGUUGUUGAGUUGGUUUUUCCUUGAAAAAGGAAAAGAACAAGGGGGGGAAUCUCGAAGAGAUCUAACUAGCCAAAGUAAGGGCACACCUUUUAGCUGUUCGAAAGAGGGUGUCAGGAAAAUGAGUGAAAAAGAGAAACUCCGAAAGAGACAUAAAAUAUCCCCAUUAAUUUGCAUUCUAUGUUUGGACAAUUUUAAAAGCAGAGCUGUAUGCGACAGAUUUUGUGUGAUGAAUUCGAUUCCAUUUGUAGAAGCAGGGAUAGAAGGAUUAAAGGGCAGUAGCCAAAUAGUCAUUCCCUUUUCAAGUGAAACAUAUACGAGCAAUUCGUUCGAAAAUGAAAAUGAUGAAGAGAAAAAUAACUCGUGCACAAUAACGUCUUUUCCAAGACAUCCAAAACAUGUGAUCGAAUUUAGUAAAAGUGUUUUUAAUAAUUAUUUCUUUGAUAAUGUCAUAAAAAUGAAUAAUUUUUUAAAUGAUCCUGUAUAUUUCAUUGGUCAACUGUGUAACUAUGACAAUGUAAGUAAUUUGAUUCAUUUUUUAAAAUUGACAAAAAUAUAUUUCAACCUGAACAUAGAAAAAAAUGUUCAGAUUUUAUGGAAUAGCAUAUUUGUACAUAACAUUAUACAUUUGCUAAAAAAUAACGAAAAAGAAAUGGACAAAUAUUUUGAAGAAUUAGAAAAAUUACCACAACCAGUUUACUUUAAUGAACAAAAUAAAAAUCAUGUCUUAUUUUAUCAAUGUGCUGUUAAUAAUUUUAAAAAAAUUUUUAAAAAUUUAACGAAAAUUGUAACAGCUCAGAAAAUCAACAAAGAUCAUAUUUUUUUUUUUAAAAAUCAACAACAAGAUAGGAAAAAAAAACACAACUUUGAAGAGACACUAACUCAGAUAGUACAAAAUAACAAUCUACAUGUGGAUGUGAAGCGGCUCGUAUAUUUCCUCUCAGUAAUACGAAAAAAUACGAAUGAAAACUUUUAUGAAACCCUUGAAAAGGAACUUUUUGAUCUUUUUAAUAACCCUGUUUUUAUUUCAUCCCUAAGACAUGUGCAGCGGUGGAGGGUCCGAUCGAAUGUGAAGGAUUCAGAAAAUCUGGGCAGGGUAAAUUUCCAAAGUGGGGUUAAUAAUUUGACAGGGUGUGGUGAUAAGGCAGAGAGUGAUGAGCCGGAGAGGGGCUUGAAAGAGGUGGGAGUUUUGACCCCACUAAUAUGCAAUCUGCAGGAGGACAAUGAAAACAUUAAUUUCGUUUUUAGCCUGACCAACAUACGAAAUGAAAAUUAUAAUUUCCCUCAAUUAGACAUUUUGGAAUUUUUUAAAAUAUGCAAUAAUAUUGUGCCCUCAAUUGUAACUGUGGUGUCAGCUAUCUCUGCUCUAGCGUCUUUGGAGCUGUACAAAUUGGCUCACUUGAUGCAACAAGGGGAGGAGAAGGAGCAGCAGAAGGAGGAAGAGGAGACGAAGGAGAAAGAAGAGCAGAAGGAGAAGGAAGAGCAGAAGGAGAAGGAAGAGCAGAAGGAGAAGGAAGAGCAGAAGGAAGAAGAGGAGACGAAGGAGGAGGUCAUAAAUGGACAAGAAAAGUGGAUAGAAGAAGAAACAGUAUUCACCAUUGACCAAAGUAAAUUUCGUGAAGAGAAGUUUAAAGACAUAACAAUUAGUAUGCACGGAAAGCAGGUGUAUAUUAUAAAAGACGGAAAAAUUUUGUUUCAUUUUUUUAAUGUACCAUAUGACGAAUGGAAAAAUAUGUCAGUUGUUAUGAAAAAUCACUAUAUUAAUUUGGAGGAUAACUUUUUUACACACUCACAGCUCAACAGUGUAUAUCCUCCUAUGUUAUAUAGUAAUGCAUCUACAAGUAUGAUGAAGACAUUUCAGUUUUCCAUUUGGAAUUACAUUUAUAUAGAUAUUUACACCAAAGGCAGAAAGAAGAAGGAUCAAGAUCAAGAGAAUUGUUGUGCAGUAGGAAGUUGUGGAUUUCCCUCUUCUCUCUUUAAUGACGGAAUGUUUGUUUCAUCUGAACAGUUAUGGUGGCGUGUAGAGGAGCACUUGGCCCAUGUGAAAAUUUCCAUUCAGGAACUCAGGAACGGGUCGAUCCAACCUUCUUCCCAUACUGUGAAAGAAGCAAUAAGACUAGCUGAAGAAAUCAUCAAAGAUCUCUAUACAAUGAGGACCGAACUUAGAAACCGUUUCCACAAGGGACACACCACCAAUGUUGCAACUAAUGAAACAUUUUUGCAAAAGUCUCUAAAACACAUUGAUGAUACUAAAAGAAAUCUAUGCUUAACAUUAUCGAGUAUAUCAAAUAAAGAAAAGUAUUAUAAAUUAAAUGAAGAAAAUAUAUUAUCCAAUGCAAUGCAAAGAUUGAAGAAGGUAAAAGUUAUUACGAAACAAAUGAUUAAACAAUCCAAAUCACACAUUAAUAUUAUGAAGUAUGAAAACAAAGAUGACAUAACAUUGGAUGAAGUUGUAACAUCCCUUGAGCUACUUUUCAAUAUGUCCAUUCAGACAAUUGCUGUCAAAGACAAAAUAAUUUACACAAAAUUUCAAUUGCCAUCUUUGAGAUAUUCAGGGAAAAAAAGUCUUUACAAUAUUUUAACUGAACUCUUCAAGCAAGAGCAAGAGCAAAAGAAAGAGCCGGAGAUAUAUACCUACACACUGAACAUUUUUGCUACAGAUAAUGGGGAAAAUCAAUCCGAAUCAGAGGAAAAAAAUGAAAUAAUUUUCCCUGAUGUUCAGGUGAAUGUACAUCAUCAUCAGAAAUAG
Messenger RNA from Plasmodium gonderi, 5337 nucleotides. Its product is annotated as ubiquitin-activating enzyme. The record is from RefSeq and is a predicted model, not a curated record. The transcript has a single exon. Gene Ontology annotation, biological process: protein sumoylation. Lineage: Eukaryota; Apicomplexa; Aconoidasida; Haemosporida; Plasmodiidae. Gene Ontology annotation, cellular component: cytoplasm; SUMO activating enzyme complex. The coding region runs from base 1 to 5337 and encodes 1778 amino acids. Gene Ontology annotation, molecular function: SUMO activating enzyme activity.